AUGUGGCUUCUGUUGUUAGUGCUGCCCGUCGUGGUCGGCGCCUUGGAGUCCUCCUCGCUGCUGCUGGAGCUGGCGCAGUUGGCUGCCCGGAAUGAGACUGGAGCCUUGGAGUCGACGCAGUGCGUGGAGCAGCUUCGGCAGCUGCAUUCCGCCUGGCAGGCGAAUCAGAGCUGGGCUCUGAAAGCUCUGGAUGCGUCUGGCAGCGGCUUCAGCAAUUUCAUGCUGGGCAGUAGCCAAUGGCUGGGCAAUCGCCUCACCUGUCGAGCGCUCAAUGAGCCGCUGCUGCGGGACUUCACCAGGAAUCAUCAGCGGCUGCUGCGACAGCCUGCGCCCUUUGAGCACGCCUACAGCGUGGCUUACCUGAGAGCCAACUCCAGCUGGCAGCUGACCACGCGCAUGAAGCCGCGGCAGCUGCUGCACGUUGGACUCUGCGUCCCUCACAGCUGCGAUCCACAGCAGCUGCAGCAGCUGCUCGGCCAGAGCCUUGCGACAGAGAGACCGGCGGGCAGCUGGGAGCAGCGCAUGGGCCUGCAGCUGGAGCUGGUCUACGCUAAGCGUCCAGAGCUGAGCGCUGGCUUCUUCGCCCGUCCCGCAGUUCGCUCGCUGCUGCUGCUGCUGGCCGGGAGUCUUCUGCUGGCCUGCCUUGCCAGCAGUGGCUGCCUUCCAGCUAGCCGCAUCCUUGGCUGCUUCGAUGUGCUCGCCAACUGGCGGCGUCUCUGGCAGCUGGGCCGUCAGGAGAUCGCAGUCAUCAGUGGCUUGCGCGUCUGCAGCGCAUUUGCCUUGAUUGGCCUCCAUACCGUUUGGUAUCAGUUCUUUGCGGUGAAUCACUCGGCGGAUCUGGCAGACAAGUUGGUCAAGAUGAGCUCCCAGACUCCUUUGCCGCUCAUGAUGGAGGUAUUCUUUGCCAUCAGCGGCUUCCUCACCGUCUCCAACUUUCUGGGCAAUGUGCCACUGCAGCGCAGCAUCGCAAGCGAUACGCUACCCGGCGUUGUGCGUCGUUUUGUGCGGCAAGUGGCUCAACGUUACUUUCGACUGGCGCCGCUGCAGUGCAUCGUGAUCCUGCUGACCGUGGUGAGCUUCAAGUACAAUCGCGAGGCAUCCGUCUUCCAUUUCGUUGAGCCCGUGGAUGAGCUGUGCGAGCAGCAUUGGUGGCGCAAUCUCCUGCUCGUGCAGAAUCUGUAUCCGGUCAGCGAGAUGUGCUGCAAUUGGACCUGGUCGCUGGGCUGCGAUAUGCAAUUCUAUAUAGGGGCCAUGUUGCUGCUGUACACGCAUACCAGGCAUCCACAGCUGAUCCGACGUUUGGUUCGGGUUCUAUUCAGUGGAAAUAUUGUAUACACUGUCCUGCUGUUCGUCUGCCUGAAUGUGCCCAACACCUUGGAGGACGGAUAUAGCAUAGGCGAUUGGGUUUAUACGAAUCCCCUAGUCCGCGUAUCGUCCUACCUCAUAGGCGGCAUCUAUGGCUAUGCACACGCCUACAGCUUGGAAGCUCCCUUUGAGACAGUCUUUCCCACCAAGGCAGCCAAAUGUGCACUGGCAGGAUUCACUCUGUGGCUAUUUGGAAAGCUGCGGAACUUGGAGCUGGCCAGCCCAGCAGUCGUGGGCAGUAUUGUCAUAGUUAUGCGUUCCUUAUUAUCCACAGCCGCGGCACAUUUAAUCUUCUGCAGUUUUCGCAUCGAGGGCAGCUACAGAGUGACACGUUGGGUGGUGCGAUUCCUUGAAUCGAGUUGGUUCCAUCGCCUCAGUCGGAUUACCUAUGCCAUCUAUCUGCUCAAUCCAACGAUCAUACUCCACGUUUACUACUCAUUUAGCGAAGCCAUUCCAUCGGACUUUAGUAUUUUGCUUUGCCUUAUUGUGGCACUUUUGGUUAUUGUGUCGUUACUGGCUAUUCCAUUGACUCUGUUCUUCGAGCUGCCCUUUAAUAGUCUCACAAAUCUAUUUUUGGCCUCACAUUAUCAUAAGAAUAAAAUUAAUUAACACUAAACAUAU
This is a messenger RNA of Drosophila navojoa, 1986 nucleotides long. Its product is annotated as O-acyltransferase like protein. Gene Ontology annotation, molecular function: acyltransferase activity, transferring groups other than amino-acyl groups. Lineage: Eukaryota; Metazoa; Arthropoda; Insecta; Diptera; Drosophilidae. The record is from RefSeq and is a predicted model, not a curated record.